ACUCUCUAGGGGAAUACGUCGUAACACUCGUCAUAAUGGAUUACGUACUAACCUGGUAGCAAAAGUAUUCUUCCAAACAAAACAUUAUAGUACAUCGCGAACGAUGACCACCAAUCUCGGGCCUCUGACAACAACAUUCACACCGGCGCCAGAGUGUACUGAAGUCAUCUCCGGUAUCAUAUUUACGCAGACUGGAACCGAUGGUAAUACUACCACACAUAAGUAUCACAGUCUCGGGCCGAGCGAUACAUCAAAAUGUUACCCGUCGGGGUUCGAAGUCAUGUCCGCCUUUUACUCACCUGGGAGAUGCCCUUCAGGUUGGUCAUCGGCAUGCGGUUCCGUUUACAUUGCCAGUGAGACCAUCACCGAGACUACAGCUACUUGCUGUCCACUCGGAUACACGUGUAAGCAAGCAGCAGACGAAACAGACACAUGGUCGACACUUUCAUGCUCUUCGGCUGUAGAAACUUUGACUAAUGUAACGGUCCCGGAUGAUAAUCACCAGACCAGCAAGGUCACCCAGCUCUCCCACAUAAUGGUAAAUGCCGCAGCUAUCACCGUGCGUUGGCAGCAGACCGACUUCACCGCGUCCAAAACCGAUACAACAACGACUUCCGAGACUACCUCCUCGUCUUCUAUCCACUCAAUAUCCGCACCCACAUCAAGUAACACCUCUCCCGCUAGCGGAGAUACGGGACUAAGUUCAAACGCCCGAAUAGGAAUAGGAGUUGGCGCGGGACUUGGAAGUCUCCUCCUGAUAUUAAUUGGAUCAGUGGUCGGCAUAGGGUUUUGGUGGAGGCAUAGAAAGGCGAAAGAGAAGGCAAACGAAACGACUAUCAAUGCCGCAGACCCUGAAGCUACGAAAUCCCCGGCGGAAAUGUGGGCGCUGCACCAGCAAGAGCUGGAGACUUCGAAUAAUAGACAUGAGAUGGCUACGGAUGGUAAUCGGCAUGAAAUAUCAGAUACUUCUAGGUUAGCGGAGCUGCCGUCGAAUCGAUGGAGUCAGCUUUGAGUGGGGGGAAUGGCUGGACAAGAUAUGAUAUGGACGUCCCAACCGGUCUGACGCUAUAUCAAUUACCUACUAGCUUAGGUACCUAGGAGGUGGGUAUAGGGCAUAAUAGGGGUAUGUAUAGUUCCAUUCAAUGUAUAUAUUAG
This is a messenger RNA of Annulohypoxylon maeteangense, 1155 nucleotides long. RefSeq lists its product as uncharacterized. The transcript is spliced from 3 exons. Lineage: Eukaryota; Fungi; Ascomycota; Sordariomycetes; Xylariales; Hypoxylaceae. Bases 104 to 1012 code for a protein of 302 amino acids. The record is from RefSeq and is a predicted model, not a curated record.